CAACAAUCCAGAUCAUCACUAGCCACUCCACCCUCAACGUCACCCCAUUCAAGAUCGCCCCUCUGUCGCAAAUCAUCCUUUCCGUGAUACCUCUCCGCUAUCUCCCUUCUCAACCCGACCACACCCGUCUCCACCAUCAUCAUGCAGGCUGCCCAGCAGUCCUGGGAGUUCGAGAAUGCCAUCAGCCUGAUAGACCCGCAACGCGACACUCUCUACCAAUACGAUGAAGAAACGCACAAGGCCCUCUCCGCCGCCCGCCCCUGGGCCAAAGACCCGCACUACUUCAAAUCGAUCCGGAUAUCAGCCGUCGCGCUGCUCAAGAUGGUGAUGCACGCCCGCUCCGGCGGAUCCCUCGAAGUGAUGGGCCUCAUGCAAGGAUACAUCCUCCCGGAGACAUUCGUCGUCACCGACGCCUUCCGACUCCCCGUCGAGGGGACCGAAACGCGAGUCAACGCCCAAGACGAAGCCAACGAAUACAUGGUCUCAUAUCUACAGUCGUGUCGGGAUGCAGGGCGGAUGGAAAACGCCGUGGGAUGGUAUCACAGUCACCCGGGGUACGGAUGCUGGUUAUCGGGCAUCGAUGUCACUACCCAGGAUAUGCAGCAACUCGGCGGGCCGUUUGUUGCAGUGGUGGUUGAUCCCGAGCGGACUAUCUCGGCGGGGAAGGUGGAUAUCGGUGCGUUUCGCACGUUCCCGAAGGACUAUACCCCGCCCAAGGGUCAGCAGGAGGAUGAUGAGUAUCAGACGGUGCCGUUGAGUAAGGCGGAGGAUUUCGGUGCGCAUGCUUCGCAUUAUUAUUCCCUGGAGGUGUCGUUGUUCAAGAGUGCUUUGGACUCGGAGAUUCUGUCGCUUCUGUGGAAUAAGUAUUGGGUGGCGACGCUGAGUCAGAGUCCCUUGUUCACGACGCGGGAUUAUGGGAGCAAGCAGAUGGUGGAUUUAAGUCAGAAGGUGAAACGGGCCACGCGGGGUAUCGAGAGUAAUGCUUCUCGGGGCAAUCUAUCGCAGGUCAAGGAUCAACAGGUGGAGCGAGUGGCACGCGAUGGUCAGCGGAUCGUGUCAGAGGAGGUGAAGGGUCUGUUGGCGGCGGAGGUAAAGAUGAAGCUCUUCCAGGGCAUUGGGGAGGAGAACAACACGAAGACAUAAUCCACUCGACUUGAGAACCCAUGACAGCUAAAGCAGCUCUACGAAUGAGAUGACCAAUUGACGCACACCCUUCCGC
Molecule: messenger RNA, 1219 nt
Organism: Aspergillus ibericus CBS 121593
Lineage: Eukaryota; Fungi; Ascomycota; Eurotiomycetes; Eurotiales; Aspergillaceae
Product: Mov34/MPN/PAD-1 family protein
Exons: 2
Coding region: 142-1143 (333 amino acids)
Biological process (GO): protein deneddylation
Cellular component (GO): cytoplasm; COP9 signalosome
Molecular function (GO): protein binding; metallopeptidase activity; deNEDDylase activity
Source: RefSeq, a predicted model, not a curated record